This is a messenger RNA of Nicotiana tabacum (common tobacco), 1968 nucleotides long. RefSeq lists its product as uncharacterized. Gene Ontology annotation, molecular function: zinc ion binding. Lineage: Eukaryota; Viridiplantae; Streptophyta; Magnoliopsida; Solanales; Solanaceae. The record is from RefSeq and is a predicted model, not a curated record.
AUGGCAAGUUUAACAGUGUUGUUGCGUCAUUCUGGCAAGUGGAACGAUGAGGGCAAUUACAUCGAUUUUUCAAUUGAGGGAAUACUGAUAAAGGAGUAUGCGUCCUUUAAUGAUUUAGUUGCUUCAAUUUCUAAUCAACUGGGCAUAGAUUUGAGCUCAAAGUCCAUUAAAAUUCAAUACAAAGUAGAAGGAAAUUGCACGCCAAUGGAAAUACACAAUGAUAUGGGUUACAGAGUGUAUGUAGAAUUGAAAAAAGAGAACAGAGAAUUUGGGAUGUAUCCUUUUUGCAUAACAACUAUUGAAAAAGAACUUGUCUCCGGAGGUAGUUUAAAUCAAGGCGACAUUGUGAAAAUAGACGAAGCAGUUCAAAGGUACGAUUCCGAUACAGAUGAUACACUAGCUCUAGAUUUUGUCAAUUCAGGAGAAGCAAUUGGAGUGUUCGAACUCCACAAGGAUUUGAUAAUUUCAAAAACUAAUCAAAGGGAGGUUAUGGCUGGACAAGUGUAUAAGGAUAAGGCUACAUUGAAAGAGGUGAUGGAGAAUUAUGCUAUAUCUCAAAGGUUUCAAUUCCGUGUUGAUAGGUCUAAUGCUGUCAGCUAUGCAUUAUUAUGUAUUUCAGAAGAUUGUGAAUGGAGGUUUAAGGCUUCAAGCAUUAACAAAUCAGAACUAUUCAAAGUGACAGAAUUCAUUGAUAACCAUACAUGUCCGCUGAAGGACAAGGUGUAUGAGCAGCGGCAGGCAAGUAGCAGCCUUAUAGGUGGUAUGAUAAAGCCUAAGCUUACUAAUCAUAAGAGGAAAUACACCCCAAAGGAUAUUAUUGAUGAUGUGAAAUCAGAUUUAGGUGUAGAUGUUAGCUACAUGUUGGCGUGGAGGGCUAAAGAAAAGACAAUGAAUAUUUUGAGAGGUGAACCGGCUGAUUCAUACAAAAAAUUACCAGGAUACUUAUAUACAAUGGAUAUGACAUAUCCAGGUUCCCACAUCAGAAUGGGGUUUGAUCAUUGUAGACCCAUUGUUGUUGUGGAUGGAAGUCACCUAAAAUCUUACUACACCGGGACUUUCAUUUCGGCAAGCACGUUGGAUGGUGCAAAGAACGGUGCUGCUUGGACGUGGUUCUUUGAGCAAUUCAAGAUAGCAUACGGUGACAGGGAAAACAUGUGCAUCGUUUCAGAUAGAAAUGAGAGUAUCAUUAAAUCUGUAUCGAGAGUGUAUCCAAAUGUAUCGUAUUUUGCUUGUAUAUGGCAUCUAUGGAACAACGUAUAUAAAAAAUUCAAAAAGAGCCAUACCAAGUUGAGCGAAAUAUACUUCUCGAUGGCAAAAGCAUACACACAAGCUGAAUUUGUGAUGGAGAAGGUGGAUAAGGUAGAUAUUAGGGUGGAAGUAUACUUAGAGUUAGCUGGAUACGGAAAGUGGGUUAGGUUGUAUGCACCUGUUAACAGGGGAUGGUCAAUGAUAUCAAAUAUUGCUAAGUCAAUCAAUGCUGCACUAGUUUUAGCAAGGGAAUUGCCAAUAUACGAAUUCCUCGAAGAAGUGAUACCAUCAACUGAAUACUUACAUAUGGUUAACGAUGGAGGGAGGAAUUACACAGUCGACUUGUUAGAGAGAAAAUGUGUUUGUGGGAGGUUCCAAGUUGAUGAAUUACCAUGCCCACAUGCUUGGGCUGUAUUGAAGAGCAAGUUUCUAAUGCCAGAAGAAUAUUGCUUUAACUAUUACAAAUCAAAUACUGUUGUAAUGACAUACGAUGUGCUUGUGUAUCCGCUACCGGACAGAAAUGACUGGAAUAUACCGGCACAUGUUGCAGAGGAGGUUGUAAUACCACCCAAAUGGAAAAGACCUCCUGGAAGGCCAAAGAAGAAGCGCGAUAAACCUUUAAGUGAAUUGCUGCAGCCGAAAAAUCAACAUUCAUGUAGCAUAUGUGGACGGGGAGGACAUAACAAGCGAAUGUAUAGAAAUGCUCCACGUAACAAAUAG